AUGUUUUCAGAAUAUGCUUCGCGCUUCCUAGCUCAGUCACAGUCUCGAUUCUCCAAUUUCGUCCAACAGGAUAACGAAAUUCCAACUCGAAGUCCAAAUGAACGUUAUCAACGGUCGCAGCCUUUACGAAGUUCAAGACAUCAAAGAGGACUAGGAAACCCUUAUCAGUCAUCACAUCUCCCAAACUUUGGAUUUACAUCUCGAUAUUCCCAAGCUCCGCCUGAUGCCCCGUUAUUUCACAGCGCUUUGAAUGAUUUUCAGGAAGAAGAUGAGGAGGAGGAACGAGAGAGGGAAACUGCAGAUUUCUUUGCGCUUCAACGAUCACGGAGGGUUUUUGCACCUACGAGAGAAUUGGAAGAAAGUGAGGAAACAGAGCGCGACGGGAGUGAUAUAGCUCUGGGGAAUAGUAAAGAUGAUGGAACCGCAGGUGAUCAUCGGGAACGUCCACGAGGAAUAAAAAGUAGUUGGAAAGGCGGUAUCCAAAGUACCAGAGAGCGAGGCCACACACCAGAAACAGUUGGAGAAGAACACGAUGACGAAAGUAGGCGACCAAGCAGUCAGGGAAGCAGUAGUAAAGGAAAGGGAAGAAUGGUCGAUAUUGGACUAGAAUCUACGAUUGCCGACAGCUUACCGCCAAGUGAACCGGAUUAUGAUAUGGGUGAUGAAAAUCCACCAGCAUUUCAACAAUUCAAAUCUGGGCCAAAAUCUGGCACAACUCGAUUUACAGAUGAAUCUAUCAGAGGCAAUGAGAGGGAUAUCGAGUCACAUCAAUCGCCUGGUCCUCGAUUCCCCAUACGACCGAAUGAAGUGGAGGUUGUUCCGGUAGCAAUUCCUACAACUCCAGACGAACUGGAAGGGCCAAAGCAUGAUAUGUUUUGGGGGUCAUUAUUUUUGAUAUGCUUGGCUUCACUUUUCGCAACUUUCUUUCUGAUAUUCCUCCAUACAUCAACGCCUGACGGAGUGCUCGGAGACACGAUAUAUACCACUCUCCAUUCUUCAUUCCAUCUAUUCGCAGUCGAUACCCUUGCAUCAAUCAUCGUAUCAUUUAUCUGGCUUGCUUUACUGCGAUCUUUCGUUCGUCCAUUAGUAUUCCUGAUUGUUCUCGCGGUACCAGUCAUACUGAUUUCGUUCUCACUGUAUCCUAUGGUGUCUAGUAUGAAAGGGUCAACAGAACGAACUGGUGUACAAGAUAGGGCUAUGAGAUGGAUGUCUUUUAUACCUGGAGCUCUUGCUUUGCUUUGGUUGUACACUAUUUAUAAAGGACGUCAAUCGUUGACCAAGGCAAUCAGCAUUCUAGAGUUUGCGUCAAGGAUUCUCGCUUCGAAUCCUGGUCUGCUCGCAUUGGGAUUUGCUACGCUGGGGUCGGUUAUAGUAUGGACCUGGAUAUGGUUAGGAAUGUUCACGAGGGUAUUCUUGGGUGGCCAUCUCUCAAAGUCAGGACUGAGUUUCAUUAUUGAUGCAACGACCUGGUGGCUUGGUGUAUAUUUCGUAAUGAUGUACAUUUGGACUCUUUCCGUGAUUGGGGGUAUCCAGCGAACUACCACUGCUGCAACAGUUUCUCAGUGGUAUUAUCACCGUAAUGCACAGACAGGAGCUUCGUCUCGAGAGGUUGUUGCGGCAGCAUUCUACCACUCGACCAAUACGAUAUUUGGUACCAUAUGCCUAUCAUCAUUAAUAGCUCUUUUGAUUAAACUUCCUCUCCUCGUGUUUCCACGACGAUUGGUAGCGGCUAUUUCGAUAAUUGCGUACUCUUUUGUACCAGCACCGGUGACAGCAUUGCUCAAUCCUCUCACCCUCACCUAUGCUGCUAUCCACUCACAACCUCUUCAAACUUCAGCAAGAGGUCUAAGUCAAAUGACAUUCCUCACACCUCAAGCUCCUACAACCACGUUGACCCCACGAUCUUUCUCUUCCCGUACUCACGCCACAACCCCUCUACUCCCUUACCGUCUAGCCAAACUGCUUCUUCACGCAACUCGUAUCAUUAUGUCCAUGGCUCUUGGAUUUGGUGGCUGGGUAGCAACUGCUCGUCAAUUGUCUAUCAGUAUGCCCGAAGGUCCUGGUCUCAAGGGAAGUGCAUACGCAUAUGUCGUGGGGCUUGUUGCUGGAUUUAUUGGUUGGGGUGUACUUGGGGCUAUGGAGGGGGUACUUAGUGGAGUUGUGGAUGCGACGGUUGUCUGUUGGGGAAGUGAGAAAGGAAUGGCUAAUGGUGGAGCAUAUUGCUUGGAGGCAGGCUAUUUGUUUGGUGAUGAUAGGGAGUAG
Botrytis byssoidea is the source of this 2262-nucleotide messenger RNA. RefSeq lists its product as uncharacterized. Gene Ontology annotation, molecular function: transmembrane transporter activity. The record is from RefSeq and is a predicted model, not a curated record. NCBI's taxonomy places the organism in Eukaryota, Fungi, Ascomycota, Leotiomycetes, Helotiales, Sclerotiniaceae. The transcript is spliced from 2 exons. Bases 1 to 2262 code for a protein of 753 amino acids. Gene Ontology annotation, cellular component: plasma membrane. Gene Ontology annotation, biological process: transmembrane transport.